AUGAAGCAAAUGACCGACUUACUGGACCAUGUGGUGCAACAACAGGGCCACAACCCUAACCCACCUGUCGGGAAUCCUGAAAACCCUGGGAAUCACGUAAAAAGUGAGGAUCGAGCUCUUGAAAGGUUCCAAAAGUUCUCCCCACCUAAGUUUCUUGGAGGGCCCGACCCCGAUGUGGCUGAAAGAUGGUUGGAGAAGAUGGUGGACAUCUUUGCGGCCUUACGUUACUCCAAAGAGAGACAGGUUACUUUUGCGGUCUUCCAAUUAGAAGGGGCCGCUCGCUCUUGGUGGAAUGUUAUUCGAACCAAGUGGGAGAGAGAGCAGACACCCAGAACGUGGGUGAACUUUGUAAGAGAAUUUAACGCCAAGUACUUUCCGCCCUUGAUCCAAGAAAAGAAGGAGGACGAGUUCAUCCGACUCUGCCAGGGCACCCAAUCCGUGGCUGAAUACGAAAGCCAGUUUACCCGAUUAGCCAAGUUUGCCCCUGAACUUAUUAUGACUGAACAAAGAAGGGUACGACGCUUCAUUCAGGGGCUAAAUGUGGAAAUCCAAAAGGAUUUAGCUGUGACCCAGAUUAACACUUUCAGUGAUGUGGUGGAUAAGGCUCUGCGAGCCGAGAACGCAAGGCUUCAAGUUCGGAAUUUUCAAGUGAGGAAACGUGGGUUUUUCGGAGGUAGUUCUACGCAGGAGGAUAAGAGUACCCUUCCCAAAUUUGGCCGUGGAGCUGGAGGAGGACGAGUUCCGGGUACAGCAAGAGGGACUCCGCCAAGAGGUGGCCAGACGGGAUGA
Molecule: messenger RNA, 789 nt
Organism: Coffea arabica (coffee)
Lineage: Eukaryota; Viridiplantae; Streptophyta; Magnoliopsida; Gentianales; Rubiaceae
Source: RefSeq, a predicted model, not a curated record